GGCAAUCAUAGCGACGAGGCAAGCAGCGCAACCCAUAAGAUACCACCUUGCGUUUAACAAGAGCUUCGUUGGCUAAGGUACUUAGACUAAGGUGACUUGCAUUUUGUCUGCCUGGAUCUUUGUUACUCGAAUCUCUAUCGUUUCCUUUCAAGCUGAAACCCCGUGUUAUUUACUUCCGCGUUGUCCUUCGCAAGCUCGAUAGCUAGCUUCCUUGAACUAGCUCCCCACGUUCGCCAAGCAAUGACCGUCUAGAACCAUCAUCUAAAGACCGUAUAUAUAUCUUUUGAGGGAACCUCCAUUUCUGUGACACAAGACUUGCAAACGAACGUCGCAAGCAACCUCGCCAUGGCGACUCCGAAGUUCAGCUCGAAAUCGCCUACGAUUAGACGUAUACUUCGUGAAGCAGCCGAAAUCUCCAACUCCCCUUCUGCCGAUUACACAGCCGAGCCCCUCGAAUCCGACCUGUUCGAGUGGCACUUCACACUCAAGGGACCACCCAACUCAGUCUACAGCAACGGCAUCUACCAUGGUCGCAUAGUUCUUCCACCCACAUACCCUCUUCGACCGCCUUCUUUCCGCUUCAUGACACCAAGUGGUCGAUUCGAAGCUAAUCGUGAGAUCUGUUUGAGUAUCAGUGGCCAUCAUGAGGAGACGUGGCAACCUGCAUGGGGAGUACGGACAGCUCUUGUAGCGCUCCGAAGUUUUAUGGAGACUGAUGCUCGUGGCCAACUAGGUGGUCUUGAAACCACCGACGCAGUGCGCCAACGCCUCGCCAACGAGUCACCGGCAUUCAAAUGCGCAACAUGCGGGAAGACAAACGGCGAGAUUAUCAAGGAAUGCGAAGAGCGAGCAAAGGAAGCAUCUUCAAGUGCACAGGAAGUUGAGAUCCCUAAAGAGUUGAACAUGGGAUGGCGCGAUGAGAUGGGAGCAAAGAAAGAGGGCGAGAACACGCCCGAGCAGACAAACGACGACGCCGAGACAGCUCAACUUGCAGAGGGAUUUGUUCAGACCGCACCAGAUGGUGUUACAGCUGCCAACGAUUCUUCGGCCCCUCAACCACCGGCGGAGAACCGAAACCACACUCCGACCCGAACUAUCCCCCUCCCUGUCCCGGCGGCUCAAGGACUUGUACCACAGGCUGCGGCUGCGGCACAAGCACAGCAAGCUCGAAGAGCAACGGACGACGGUGUUCCUCUGUGGCUUGAUCGAACUAUCGUUGUUUUAGUGGUGCUUUUGGUGGCUCUCGUUCUCAAGAUCAUUUUUGCUGUGUGA
Molecule: messenger RNA, 1272 nt
Organism: Fusarium redolens
Lineage: Eukaryota; Fungi; Ascomycota; Sordariomycetes; Hypocreales; Nectriaceae
Product: ubiquitin-conjugating enzyme/RWD-like protein
Exons: 3
Coding region: 346-1272 (308 amino acids)
Source: RefSeq, a predicted model, not a curated record